GUCCUUCCUCUUUACACCUCCCAUUUCCAAUCCCUUGUUCAUUCUCCUUUACUUAUACUCGUCACAUGUUUUUGUUCUUGAAAAGUUCCCCUAACCAGUAACCACAUCUCCCUCAUUCCUUCAUGUCUGGUUGGUCUGUUUAGAUACUGUGUCAGAGAAUUAGUCAGCUUUUGUCUUCUCCAUCACUUCUGCUUUUGUGCAACCCAUUUUCACCAUUCCUACCUUUGAUCCAUACAGAAAAAAGGCCAAUCCCUUACCCCAAAAAACCCUAAUUAUUAUUUUAACUUCUCGUCUCAUAAACCAUGAAUAACCCUCACCAUAUGAACCCUAGGUCUCUAAAAUCCAGGUUCACCACAAGGUUCCUCAGGGCUCUGACCAAAAUCCGUGCUCAAAAACCUAUAUCCUCGUCUUCUCCCACCGAGAUCUUCCGACGAUACCGAAAGAUCAAGGUGGCUGCAGACAAGUCCAUGGCCUACUCCGUUAGGUCGAGGAAAACUUGGAGUAGGGCAAUGCUUUGGAAGCUUCGGAGCCGAUCACAUCGCAGAAGACCAGUGAAGACUAAGUUCCGACAAUCCGUCAUGAAGAACACGAAAACAACAACAACAACAGGGGAAGAUGGGGUUGGGUUCGGUGUCGAAGCAAGUGAACUAAGAGAGCUUGUUCCAGGUGGUGAAGCCAUGGAUUUAUGCAACUUGUUGGACGAGACAGCACAUUACAUUAAGUGCCUUACCACCCAGGUACAGGUGAUGAAAAAAAUUGCCGAUUUCUACUCUCUCUGAGCCUUUUGAGUAAUAUAUAUAUAUAUAUUCUUAUCACCAUCAUCAUAUAUAUAAUAAAUCCGAAGAACAUAAUUUUAAAAAGGGAAAUAUUUCUUUUUC
Messenger RNA from Hibiscus syriacus, 878 nucleotides. Its product is annotated as transcription factor IBH1-like. The record is from RefSeq and is a predicted model, not a curated record. NCBI's taxonomy places the organism in Eukaryota, Viridiplantae, Streptophyta, Magnoliopsida, Malvales, Malvaceae. Gene Ontology annotation, biological process: regulation of DNA-templated transcription. The transcript has a single exon. Bases 303 to 779 code for a protein of 158 amino acids.